CAGUAGUUGUGGCAUACGGGCUUAGCUGCUCCACGGCAUGUGGGAUAUUAGUUCCCUGACCAGGGCUCGAACCUGCGUCCCCUGCAUUGGAAGCAGGAUUCUUGACUACUGGACCACCAGGGAAGUUCCUAAUUACACUUUUAUUUGUUUAUUUUUAAAGAAAUUAUAUUUAUUUACUUAUUUAUUUAUUUUUGGCUGCAUUGGGUCUUCGUUGCUGCUUGCGGGCUUUCUCUAGUUGCAGCGAGUGGGGGCUACUCUUCGUUGCGGAGCACGGCCUCUAGGCACGCGGGCUUCAGUAGCUGUGUCACAGGGGCUUCAGCAUUGUGGCACACGGGCUCAGUAGUUGUGGCGCCACGGGCUUAGUUGCUCUGCGGCAUGUCGAUCUUCCCAGACCAGGGCUCGAACCCGUGUCCCCUGCAUCGGCAGGAGGAUUCUUAACCACUGCGCCACCAGGGAAGCCCCUAAUUACUCUUUUAAAAUUGAGAGCUAAAACAGUUAAAAAUGUGAAACUAAAUUUAAUAUUAAAUUUAAUCUUCCAUCUUCUAGAUGUGCCUUAAUUCUCUUAAGUAUUCCCAAUUUCUUGUGUGACAGAUAAUGCAGCAGAUAACACACUUUUGCAGGGAGAAAUGCUUUGCUGCAUUUUUGAUGAUUUCUCUAGGAUGCAAUGCCUUUGAGCAGAGGCUGAUCGGCCUGAUCCUUGCUGUCAAACGGUAAUCACACUUUCGGAUCAGUCCUGUUUUCCAGGGUCUUGGCCUUUUGGGAACUGAGCACUCUUAUGGAGGAAGGGGGGAUCAGGUUGUUUUGUCUUGACUUUAAAACCUAAUCUAGUUUCAAAGUGCUCUGGCUGCUCUCUGGAUUACCGGCAGGCACUAGAGCACGCUGACUCUGCACUGCAGUCACAGGACCAGUUCUACGGGGUCGGAGGAUUUCAGUGAAGCCCGGAAGCAUGCUGCUUUGGGAGCUGAGGGGGUCACCGCCACGCAUGCCAGCGAGUCCCUGUGGCAAAGGCCUUCAGGGAGGGGGGCUCCCUGUGGAUAAGGUGGGCAGAAAGGACAGGAGGGAGGGUCAGGAAGUGAGAAGGUGGGCCGCCUUUUCUCCACGCAGCUGCCACGGCUCUCACGGCGGGGCGCGUGUCCUCCCGGGGCUGGUGCCCACCUGCGUCUGAACACUCCCCCGUGGGGCCCUUCUUCCUGCCAGGUGCCUGCCAGGUCUGCAGGGAACUGACCCUGCAGACAGUUUACAAGACCAGGGGGGUGAGUGACACCCACAGACCCUCCUGGGAGUCUGAGAUGGAAUCGUCUCUCUCUCUCUCUCUGCUUCAGGGGGGCUUGUACAGAGCCCCCACCCUGUGCAAGGACUGAUUGGCUUGAGAAAACCCUAAAGGAGGUGGCGGAAAAGAGCAUGUGGAGGCGGCGAAUGCCAGGCCAGGCCACGGCCUGCGGUAUGGCAGGCUACUGACACCGCCGCCUGCCGGCCAGGAGAAAGACGAGCUGGGCUGUAGCCAGGGGGUGUGCAGAAGGCCCCGGGUCACUUAGGAAGCUGCCAGUUCCCGGCCCUGAGGGGACCAGGUGGGGCAGAGGGCCAGGGAGGGCCCUAGGACAGGACUGGAGGAGAUGGGGGCGGAGUGCAGCACCGCGACGUCCUUCUGACCCGGGCCAGUCUCUGGCCUCUGAUCUUCUCAUGUGCAGCCCAGACUGUCCCAAAAGCGUCAGUAAAAAGGGCCACCAGAUGGUGCCCAUGCCCCUCACAGAGACCACCCAGCACACAGGCAGCCUCCUUGUUCCCAGGGGCGGUGAGAACGGUCCACCGACGUAUCACUUUCAAGGGACUGACCCCAAAUGAAGAGGCCCUUUGAGACAGUAACUCUUCCCUCCCAAGUGAGCUGACACACAUUUAAAGUUCACAUGACAAGCGGGGAACUCUCAGGCCCGGAAAACCACGAAGAGGCGGGAAGGGGUCUUGCUUGUCAAGAGCCGACUUUGCUGACACACGAGGAUAGGCAGGGCAGGCCCCGCUCCUCCCACCCUCACCUGAUCCUUGGGUGCAGGUGCCUUCCUCGGAACCCGGCCCGACAGCUGCCCGGGGUCCGAACCAGGCUCUGCCUCCGCGACCCAGGCUGGAUUGCGUUUCGAAGCUGUUCAUUUGGAGAGAACUUCAAACGUACACGACAGUGCUAGAAUAAGAGCCUAAGUCUAGGACGCCUGUGGACCCUGUCCCCGGACUCACUCAGGGUUACUUCACCCCUCCUACUGUACCGUUUGCUCUCUAAGUGCUUUUCCCCAACGGGCACGUCGCGGCCCUCCCCCUGCGGACACCUCCGCUCGAGGGCGCGCUUCCCAGGCGGGAAGGGGCAUCGGCCUGCGCCCAGCCCGGCCCACGGCGCGAUGCGCUCGGGCGCACCGCCUCUGUCCCAGCGGCGAUGCCUGCGGACUGCCCGGGCCCCCAGGACCCCAUCCGCCCCCCGGGGCCCUGACCUGGUCGGCGAUGGCCUGGGUGUCGGCCGUGGCCGGCUGCGUGCCGGUGGGCGCGCCGCACAUCAUCUCGGCGGCGGGCGGGGCGGGCGGCCGUGGACACCAGACGGCUGUCACUCGGGAGCAGCGGACUCUGGCGGGAGCAGCGGACUCUGGCGGAAAGCGGACUCUGGCGGGAGCAGCGGACUCUGGCGGGAGCAGCGGACAGAAAUCCAGUCCCCAGCCCGGCGCGGCGGUCACGUGACGCGCGGGCGGAACCACUGCGCGAGGCUGAGGGGAAUCCGGGACCGGACAUGGGGUGCCGGGCGCCCGGGACGGGAACGGGGCGCGGGGCUUCUGAUAGGGAUGCGCCGUGGGCGGGCGCAGGCCGCAGCCUGGGACCCCCGGCAGGCACCUUCGCGGGACCAAGGGUCGUGUGCUGUAGGACUGUCCCCUCUCCCUGGGUUUGGUGUCGGCCACCCGCGUCGGCUGAGUCAGACGGCGGGAUGGGCGCGCGGCCGCAGGACCCGGAAAGAGGGUGGUUUCACUCACGACGAGCUGCUGAAGGUGUGGAAAGGACUGUUCUAUUGUAUGUGGAUGCAGGACAAGCCACUCCUCCAGGAGGAACUUGGCAGGACCAUUUCCCAGCUCAUCCACGCUUUCCAGACCACAGAGGCACAGCACCUGUUCCUUCAGACGUUCUGGCAAACCAUGAACCGCGAGUGGAUGGGCAUCGAUAGGCUGCGCCUGGACAAGUUCUACAUGCUCAUGCGGAUGGUCCUGCACGAGUCACUGAAGGCCCUGAAGACGCGCGGAUGGGACGAGAGACAGAGCGAGCAGCUGCUGGAGCUGCUGAUGACAGAGAUCCUGCACCCCGACAGCCAGGCCCCCAGCGGAGUGAAGAGCCACUUCAUCGAGAUCUUCCUGGAGGAGCUGACCAAAGUGGGCGCCCACGAGCUGACGGCGGACCAGAACCUCAGGCUCAUCGGGCCCUUCUGCACGGUCGCCGCCCGGACUCAGGACUCCCUGGUUUUGCACACCGUCACCCGAGGCAUCUUUGAGGCGAUUGUGGAACAGGCCCCGCUGGCCAUCGAGGAUCUCAUGAAUGAACUGGAGGAGGAGGAGGAGGAGGACGGGGACACGCCGUCCAGGGAGCCCCCUGAAGGCUGCCCCGUGGCUGGACCAGCCACCCCUCUUCCUCCUCCUGGGACUUCUGGCCCUGCGAUUGAUGCCUAAGAUGCCCUCUCAUGACCCCCUCCUGGUUUCAC
Physeter macrocephalus (sperm whale) is the source of this 3718-nucleotide messenger RNA. RefSeq names its product ribosomal RNA processing 1 (gene RRP1). Gene Ontology annotation, cellular component: preribosome, small subunit precursor; nucleus. Bases 2385 to 3686 code for a protein of 433 amino acids. Gene Ontology annotation, biological process: rRNA processing. The record is from RefSeq and is a predicted model, not a curated record. Lineage: Eukaryota; Metazoa; Chordata; Mammalia; Artiodactyla; Physeteridae. The transcript has 9 exons.